Spodoptera frugiperda (fall armyworm) is the source of this 1015-nucleotide messenger RNA. Its product is annotated as carbonyl reductase [NADPH] 1. The transcript has a single exon. Gene Ontology annotation, molecular function: carbonyl reductase (NADPH) activity. The record is from RefSeq and is a predicted model, not a curated record. Bases 62 to 919 code for a protein of 285 amino acids. Lineage: Eukaryota; Metazoa; Arthropoda; Insecta; Lepidoptera; Noctuidae.
UCAUUCAACAUUCAAUGUUAAUUUUGUUUUCAAUCUCAGUCUGUGCGCAUGUGCAUAAAAAAUGGCGGAAAAAGUUGCUGUUGUUACGGGCGCAAGCAAAGGAUUUGGAUUCGCAAUCGUAAAAGGACUUUGUAAAAGGUUCCAAGGUGUUGUUUAUCUAACAGCGAGGAAUGAGAAAAAUGGUCUAGAAGCCGUAAAAAAACUAAACAACCUCGGCCUCAAACCGCAAUUCCAUCAACUCGACGUCAGUGACGAGAAAAGUGUGCAAACAUUCGCAGAUUACAUCAAAAAUAAAUAUGGCGGGCUCGAUGCACUGGUAAAUAACGCGGCAAUAUUGGAAUGGGAUGAAGUCUAUCCAUCUUACGAAGCUGCAAAAAGAAACAUCGAUAUAAACUACAAAAGUUUAUUGACCUUAGAAAAGUAUGUCUAUCCGUUGCUAAGAGAUGGCGCUAGGGUCGUCAACAUUUCGAGUGCUUGCGGACAUCUAUCGAAUUUGAAGAAACAAUCCUGGAUUCGAAUGCUCCAAGACCCAGAUUUAACUACGGAACAAAUUAAUCAGUUUGUCGAUGAAUACUUAGAAAGUGUUAAAAAUGGAACUUUUAACAAAGAUGAUUUUGCUGAUGAAGGAAAGCACGCUGAACAUAGGGUGUCUAAGAUUGCGCUGACUGCUUUGACAAUGGUCCAGCAAAGGAAAUACGAAGACAGGAACAUUUCUAUAAAUGCUGUUCAUCCAGGGCACAUGAAGACUGAAAUGGCUCAGGGUGGUGGAGAGGUAGAACCUGACGAGUCGGCUGAACUGGUCCUGUAUUUAAUUUUGGAUGCGUCGCCGAAGUUAAAAGGCACUUUCAUGUGGCACAACAGAAGUCUUAUUGAUUGGUGCGAUGCUGAAAGCGAUUUUGCUUGUAAAGAUCUUUGGUAAAAUUUAAAUAUUUUACUUUUAUUAACAUUUCCAUUUGAAUAUUGUUUUUAAAUAAUUAUAAUAAUAUCUACUUACUUUACUUGUUAUUGUACCAAA